Tribolium castaneum (red flour beetle) is the source of this 2020-nucleotide messenger RNA. It is a transcript of the gene rump, whose product is annotated as rumpelstiltskin. Gene Ontology annotation, cellular component: nucleus; cytoplasm. NCBI's taxonomy places the organism in Eukaryota, Metazoa, Arthropoda, Insecta, Coleoptera, Tenebrionidae. Gene Ontology annotation, molecular function: mRNA binding. The coding region runs from base 149 to 1870 and encodes 573 amino acids. The record is from RefSeq and is a predicted model, not a curated record. The transcript is spliced from 4 exons.
AAAGGACUUUUUGCGCAAGCGUUUCGUUGUUUGUUGUCGACGCCAUUUUGCUACUCCAAGAAGUGAGAAGAAAAUCGUGGUUUUUUGCCCAAAAUUGCAAAAUAGACUGAAUUUGGCUUAAGAGAAGUGUUUGGGCAUAGUGUUGAAGAUGGGCGACCGCGACUCUUCGGUGGAGAAGGACCGGUCCCGGGAGCGUUCCCGGCGCGAGCGCCCCAGCCGCUUCUCGGAGGCAAGCAGAGAGCGGAGCCUGGACCGAGGCCGCGAAAGGGGCGGCAUGAAGUCCUCCAACUGCCGAGUGUACGUAUCAAACAUUCCUUACGAAUACCGUUGGCAAGACUUGAAAGAUCUGUUUCGGAGUCAAGUCGGUGAUGUCCAGUUUGUUGAGUUGUUUGUCGAUGAUAACGACAAGUCCCGAGGUUGUGGCAUCGUUGAGUUUUCUGAUCCUGGUAGUGUUAAGAAAUGUCUCGAGGUGAUGCAGCGGUUUGAGGUCAAAACUCGUAAGCUUAUUAUUAAGGAAGACGCCGGUAACAUCCGCGAUAAGCAUGGCAACAUCAUCGGGGGAUCGGGCAGCAAAAGGGGCCGAGACGAGAAUCGCUACCGAGACGAGCGGUACGAUUCUCAGCAGAGUUUGUCGAAUCGGUCGGGGCCUGAGGUGCCCGAAAAUAAAUGGGGCAAUACUUAUGGGCUUAGCCCGCACUUCUUAGAGUCUCUUCGAAUUGAAACUCCGCUUUGUAAUCGAGUUUUUGUCGCAAAUUUGGAAUAUAACGUUGAUAAGAAAAAAUUAAAGGAAGUUUUUCGCUUGGCUGGUCGCAUCGUGCGCGUCGAUUUGCAUACAGAUAAAGACGGUCGGAGUCGAGGUUUCGCCAUUAUCGAAUACGACCAUCCAGUCGAAGCAGUUCAAGCAAUUUCAAUGUUCCACAAUCAGGUUUUGUACGAUCGUCCAAUGAGCGUUCGAAUCGAUCGCGCCAACGAAACAUUAAAAUUACCCGAAGGUCUGAAAGGUAUCGGUAUGGGUCUGGGCACAAACGGCGAGCCGUUGCGCGACGUCGCUCGCAACCUACCCUCGACCAGCAGCAGUUCGCAGCCGUCGAAUCCCGGCGCGGGUCUUCUGGGGGCUGUGCCGAAUCAGGCGCUGCAGAUGGCGAACGCGUUGACCGGCCUGACCGGCUCCGCUUUCGGCAGCUUGGGCACCAAUUCUUCGGUGCUUCAAGCGGCCAAUCUCGCCGGAAUGAGCGGCCUCUUGAGCGGUAGUCUGAGCAACGCCGAUCUGUCUUUGGCGAGUAAUCUCGUUUCGAAUCCUCUGGUGCAGAAUAGUACUCCACUGGCGGCGUUGGGCGGCUCAGGCGGUUCGGGAAAUUUGCCCCAAAGUCUCACUAGUAACAAUUCGAACUCGCAGUCGUUUUCGCGAGAGAGCAAUUCGUUCGGGAGUAAUCAGAACAGUAAUUUUGGUCAGAGUCAGAGCUACAGUAGUAGCGGGAGGAAUUUUCCAAAUUAUGAGACUAAAAGCUCGACAGGGGCAGGUUAUAGCUUCGGUGGAGGAAGUAGGGACGGGUACGGAUCUUUGAGUGGUUCUCUUGGAAAUUUGGGAGGUACUGGACAGUUGUUGCGAAAUCAGAAUUCGGCAAGCAACGUUAAAGACGGCGGCGGAUUUUCCCGAAAAGUUUUGGUUUCGAAUUUGCCGGCAUCAGCAAGCUACAAAAUGUUGAGUGAGAAAUUUAACGAGUUCGGCGAUGUGCAACAUAUUGAAGAGAAGGGGACCGGCACUAUGCUUAUCGUUUAUUCGGCUGAUUGGCAGGCUGAAAGGGCAAUUAAAAAUUUGGAUCGUGCUCGUAUUGACGGAAGGACCAUCGAGGCGCGCUUGUUCUUUUAAGGUGUUUGGAGCAAUGUAUUUGUUUUGUUUAACGUUCGUAGCAUUAGGAUGAAAUUUCUUUUAAUUACUGACUGUGGUUUGUUGCGACCAUAGACAACAAAGUGUUAGCAUGCGGACCUUUUUUAUUUUCCAAAUAAAUUAUUUUGCACA